Molecule: messenger RNA, 2125 nt
Organism: Athalia rosae (coleseed sawfly)
Lineage: Eukaryota; Metazoa; Arthropoda; Insecta; Hymenoptera; Athaliidae
Gene: Thor
Product: eukaryotic translation initiation factor 4E-binding protein
Exons: 4
Coding region: 1343-1684 (113 amino acids)
Biological process (GO): negative regulation of translational initiation
Cellular component (GO): cytoplasm
Molecular function (GO): eukaryotic initiation factor 4E binding
Source: RefSeq, a predicted model, not a curated record
AAUAUAUUCAAAUUUCGUCUACCGAGCACGUCACGACGAAAGAGGUGGAAGCGGAGGGGCUGGAAUAAUUGUAAGAUUUGGAAAAAGAAAAUGGAAGGAGUUCGAAAAUUAUCGUUGCAUCGUUCGAAGGCCGACACGCGUACGACGGCGUCUUAAAAUUCCAUAGAAUGUUACUACGUAUGUAUGUACGCAAAAUCGUGAAAAACUUAAUCGCGCGCUCAUAAUAAUAACAAACAAAAUAGAGAACGUGACGACAAUCGCGCCACUGGAAUCCCGCGAAUCGAAAGUGACCGAAAAAUCCCGGUAGUGGCGCCAUCCUAUCUGCGUACCCGUCGUUCAAAUCUCGCGCCACGCGGAUAAACAAACUCUCGUUUUUCUAGCUACCACUAAAUUCUUUUUCAAUUCACUCUCGUUUGCACGAUGCGCGGAACGCCACGAUGGAAUUUAUUACCAUUGAUCGUUCGAGUCACUUGAUUAUGACAAAACGAAGGACUUUUUUUUUUUUUUUUUCUUUUCUCACUUCGAUGCAUACUUUCAUCUCACACGUGUGUUGAUUCAGGUGUGUAAUAUUGAGUCCCACAGGUACGCACGUUCCUGUAAUCUCUCUGCACGUAAUAUCGCUAGCGAGUAAGCUGAGUUUCGGACGGACGGUCCCGGAGGAGCGAUAGUUCCGGGAUUUUUUCAAGGUGAUGGAAAAUCGGCGAUGACAUUGGGUUCGUUCGACGGCCCUUUUUACCGCCGGUCCCGGUACUCGUUGUCGGUCUCUGGGUAUAAAAUAUUACGAUAAUCGAAACUACUCUACUGCGCAGCAGCUGGCGGCAACGGCUAUCAAUAGCGCACACGAGCAGCAAAAGCAACAAGAAAGCGAGCGAGCAAGCAAGUAGCAACGCCGAUACAGCCACGAGGCAUUUUUGUUUUUAGUUGUCCGAACUUUGUGUGCGACGGAUGUUAGGAGCGGCACGGUCAGCAACGGCACAGCAACGAGCAACAGCUGAAUUUCGAAGCACCGCGGAUGAUCCCAUACCAAGGAGGAGCCAAUGCGAGAGAGACUCGUUGAAGUUUAAGAUCGUCGAACCUAAAACGCACACGUUUCUUUCGAAAUUAGCCCCGUGCGUCACGUGAUCCAGUAAUAAUAAACCGUGUUUUUAAAAAAAUAAAAAUAAAAAUAAAAAAAAAAAACAACUAUCGCCAACGAGGUUAUAUUUUAAAACAAUACCGUAAUAUAAGACUGUGCUACGAUUUUUCCCUCCUUCGAAUACGCUCUUGUUAUUGUUUCGUUCUUUACUCCGUUUUUUUUUCUUUUUUUUCUACCUUCGUAGUAUAAAAUAAUUGUUAGUAAAAUAUGUCUGCGUCACCAAUCGCCAGACAGGCAACUCAGAGCCAAAGUAUUCCGUCGAAAAGGGUACUAAUUAACGAUCCGAAUCAACUACCUGCCGAUUAUUCGUCGACGCCCGGAGGAACUCUUUAUUCGACGACACCAGGAGGUACCCGGAUCGUCUAUGAAAGAGCGUUUCUCAUGAACUUGAGGAACUCUCCAAUCUCAAGAACUCCUCCACGGAACAUCCCAGCUAUACCUGCUGACCUUCUUAAGGGUCCACCAGCAAUAUCGACGAUUCCUAGUCCAACUAUAAAAGAUAUUCCAGUGAUCGAGGAAACCCCGGAGCAAUUUGAGAUGGAUAUGUGAAACUGAAAGGUUGAGAAAAAGGAGAAAAAAACAAAAGAAAAGGAUUGUACAAUCUACGUGAUUACAAUGUGUGUUCAUGUUUCCUGAUAUACCGGAAGAUAGUAGUUUAAAUCAUUCGUAAGAGUAAGGAUUUUUGUUGAAUUUUGCGUCGUCACGCCUUUCGAAGCAUAUUUGAUGAAUAACAAAAAGAAGAAAAUUUUCUAGCAUGUUAAUGGCUGUGGAACGUUAACCGCUCCUGCUAGGUAUAUUUUGAUAAUUACAUGAGAUAAAAAAAAAAACCAUAUUUUGAGAGAGCUUAUAUUCGUCAAUAAAUGAUGCAAUAAUAUGUUAAAUUGAUGACGAAUCUAACUGUUCAGAUUUCGCUCAUUGUUUUAUAUUGAAUAAUAAUAUCAUGAUUAUAUAGUUUCCUAUCCAUGAUAUCGAAUACAGAUACGAAAAGAA